Molecule: messenger RNA, 2524 nt
Organism: Anopheles merus
Lineage: Eukaryota; Metazoa; Arthropoda; Insecta; Diptera; Culicidae
Product: group 3 secretory phospholipase A2-like
Exons: 7
Coding region: 966-1868 (300 amino acids)
Biological process (GO): phospholipid metabolic process; arachidonate secretion
Source: RefSeq, a predicted model, not a curated record
UAUUAGUUACCAUACGUGAUAACAAUCUAAAGGCUCGUAGGUGUUUAGGCGCAAUCAAAACACAGGAACAAUUGAAAAUCGUACGUGAAAGUGCAAUAAUUUAAACAAAAAAAGAGACACCCGUGCCAAAUGCCGGUGAUGGGUGUGUAUUUCUGUUGCUGUUUACGACAAAGCUCUAUGAUUUUUGUCUAACAUAGUAGAGAGUAUACUACACAUUGGGGUGAAACAACCGUACAAACAGUGAUUCACAGUGACAUCCUGUGCCCCAUCGCGCACAUGGCCUAAGUGAAUAAUUUGCCUUUGAUUGGUGAAGAAUGCAAUAGUCGUUUUUAUGCAUUUGAUACGAUCUUAUCCAAAGUAUUAGAGCAUCGUACGCUCAUGACGAUUUAUUUUUUACGUCUUGCUGAAAGUUAAUGAUUUAUUUUAUCUUUUGCGGAUUGUUAAAAACAGCGUCCGAAUUUUCCUCUAGCGUUUAGAAACGUUUUUCAACAUUUUCUAUUCUUAUUCUGAAAUUGUUUGAUGUGAUGUAAUGUUGUUUGUUAGAGAAUAAGGUAGGUCAAAUUAGCAUACAUCGGCAACGGGGCAGAACGCAUUUUCACUCAUUUUCAUGUUUAUUAGUGUGUGCCGAGUACUGAGGGCAGAUUCAAUGAUUUCUUUUGCCGGUAGAAUGUCUCGAACGAAGUUUCACAAUUCGUAAGCAAACGUGAAAUGUAUUAUUUGUUUAGCACCAGAACUAUUCGAGUUCAUAAAGCAAGCGUGAUAAGCAAGGCUUAUGUGUGUGCGUUAGGCGGCGAAUGUGAAGGUCGUUAUGAUUAGCAUAAAAUGUGUUAGCAACCGGCGAUCCCACUCAAACUGUUGACGACGAUCGAAGAUCAAUGGACUUUUUGGUUGUUUUGUGUGCAUCAUCGAUUUACGAUUAAAUCUCGAUUUCGUUCGAUGUGAAAAUAGUAAGUGUAGCUGUACGGAUGCAUCAACUCACAAUGGAGCGGAUUGUGGUCUUAUGGUGGUGGUUCUUGCUGCUGACCAACACGAUACACCGAACGCAAGUUGCGUGCAGUUCUGUUCUAGUGGCCGACUUCCGGAUGACGCGAAUGGUCGAACUAAGCAGUCGACCUCCGUACUGCAAGAUCCACUCUGACCGUGGAGACAUUCAGCGCAUGCUUUUAGCAUCGGACACGAAGAAGGUACGGCAAGUGCCGCGAGAAUCAGUAAUAGCCCUGGAAGAGGUAUGUGGCGAAGCUAGUAACAUUUCCGGAGAGCUGCAAGGAGGGCUGGGAUUUAUAUACCCUGGCACUAAAUGGUGUGGACCAGGUACUAUCGCAACAAACUAUUCCGAUGUGGGACGAUAUGCUGACGAAGAUCAGUGCUGCCGAGAACAUGACUUGUGCCCUAAUGUGUUACUCCCGGGCGAGUGCCGCCGUGGGUUAUGCAACCGUGGCGCCUUCACUCGUUCUCAUUGCGACUGUGACGCACGUUUCAGGAGAUGUUUGCAGAACUUAAACACGGAGACGGCCAACACACUUGGUGCUAUAUUCUUCAAUGUCGUCCAGGUGACAUGCUUUGGCGAAAGAAGACCGUGCUCAGUUUGGCAAAGUGGCACCCACUCGGGAUACGAUUGUCCCGUACAGUUCUAUCGCUCUGGCACGUACAACCUACCGUUUGGUGGUGCGUAUAAUAAACAAACAAAUUCGCUACGAAACUCGCGGUCGUUUGACCUGGGCAGCCCGAAUGACGUUACCGGUGGAAAUCAAUUGAAAAUCAGCUCGUUGGGCUUAAUAUCGCAGAAUUUGUUUAAGGACCUGUUUGUGAGGCCGCUAAACGGCUAUACACGCUACUGGAUAACGGCAAAGUCGAUCGUAUACGGAUGAACGUUACUGUUUCCAGGAAUGCUUGAAUGAUCUGGGUCCGAUAGAGAUUGAGACUGUCUGUAUAAGGUUACAGUACAUUGCUGAAAGAGGCAAAAGAGACACAUGAGGUCUAAAACCUCUAUAAUUCUACACCAACAACAACAGUACAUUGCUAGACUUGUUAUUUGAGCAAUAGGAAUCGAAAUCAGGAAUCGAUUUAUGCUCGCACAGAUGUUCCAUUCAAUUAACAGCAUUUCAUGGACAACUGUAUAGUUACCUUAGUUUUGCUCAGGGCUAGAUCAGUAUUUGUUAGUGAGUAUUUGCUACCUAAUUGUAAGUGUAACUCAUUUUGGAACAAAGUACCUCAAACGCUCCGCCAAUAAUGGUCUGCUGUGAGUACAGUUCGGAGAAAAUUUUGAAUGAAUACAGCCAUGAAAAUAGCGGGUGAAAGAGAUUCCGAAAUUUAAUGGCCGCAAAGAAAACGAAAGCUGAAACGACGGAAGCUGACCAUGUCAAGGCACAGCGGAAACAAAGCCAUGCGGCCUCAAAAUGUGAACAGCUCAUGGACAAUGGUGAGUGAGAGGAGAGUGGGCUUCAACCAGACGGAAGCGGACGAGCUAUGCUCAAGGUGGAAGUAUCGCCCGAGUGAAAAAUACAUUCCAAUCAUGCAGCAAAAG